AUGGCUUCCAAACGGGAGCCGCCCUCGCGCAUCGCGUCGGCAUCGUCCCUCCGCUCCGCGACUGGGAGCAGCAGCCUCACGAGGACCCGACAGGCGGCACGAACAUCGAUGCGACCCCCCCUGUCGUCCUCCCGCUUCAACCGCGACGGCGCCGUCUCGCCAGCCGAGUCCAUGGCCUCCGUGGCCACGACGAGCACGAAACGCAAGGACCGCGAGUACGACACCGAGACGGGCGGCCUCGAUCACGGCGAGGAGACCAACAUCCAGGUCGUCGUGCGGUGUCGCGGUCGCAACGAGCGCGAGGUCAGGGAGAACAGCACCGUCGUCGUGUCAGCCGACGCCGCCAAGGGCAAGGACAUGCUCGCCGGCUUCAACUGCACCAUCUUCGCCUACGGCCAGACCGGCACCGGCAAGACCUACACCAUGUCCGGCGACAUGACCGAAACCAUGGGCCUCCUCUCUGAUGCUGCCGGUAUCAUUCCGAGAGCGCUGCAGGCGCUCUUCAACAAGCUCGAAGCCGACGACUGCGAGAGCGCCGUCAAGUGCUCCUUCAUCGAGCUGUACAACGAAGAGCUGCGCGACCUGAUUGCCGUGGAAGAGGGCGCCAAGCUGAAGAUCUUUGACGACACGUCACGAAAGGGCCACGCGACGACCAUUGUGCAGGGCAUGGAGGAGAAGCACAUCAAGACGGCCGGCGAGGGCAUCAAGGUCCUCCAGGACGGGAGCUUGAAGCGCCAGGUCGCCGCCACCAAGUGCAACGACCUCAGCAGCCGCAGCCACACCGUCUUCACCGUCACGGCCUACGUCAAGCGCAAGAACGAGGACGGCGGCGAGGACUACGUCAGCGCCGGCAAGCUGAACCUCGUCGACCUGGCGGGCAGCGAGAACAUCCAGCGGUCCGGCGCCGAGAACAAGCGCGCCGCCGAGGCCGGUCUCAUCAACAAGAGCCUCCUCACGCUGGGCCGCGUCAUCAACGCCCUCGUCGACCGCAGCCAGCACAUCCCCUACCGCGAGUCCAAGCUGACGCGCCUGCUGCAGGACUCGCUCGGCGGCCGCACCAAGACGUGCAUCAUCGCCACCGUCUCCCCGGCCAAGAGCAACCUCGAGGAGACCAUCUCCACGCUCGACUACGCGUUCCGCGCCAAGAACAUCCGCAACAAGCCCCAGGUCAACCCGCUGCUGAACAAGAAGAAGCUGCUGCGCGAGUUCCAGACCGAGAUUGAGAAGCUCAAGAGCGAGCUCAUCACGACGCGCCAGCGCAACGGCGUCUACCUCUCCAACGCGUCGUACGAGGAGAUGACCGCCCAGAGCGAGUCUCGACGCAUCGUGCUCGAGGAGCAGGCGGCCAAGAUGGAGACGCUCGAGAUGAACCUCAAGAACAAGGUCCACGAGCUGCUGUCGCUGACCUCCAACUUUAUGGGGCUCAAGAAGGACCACGACGGCACCAAGGCCCAGCUCGACGACACGAGGGACGUGCUCGACCAGACGGAGCUCGUGCUCGACGCCACGCGCAGGUCGCUCGCCGACGAGACGCACCUGCGCAAGGCGCACCAGGAGACCGAAGGGCAAACUCACCGAGGUCGGCGGGCGGCUCAUCUCGACGCUCCACAAGACGGUCGGCGACGUCGACCGCCUGCGCGCCAAGAACAAGCGCAAGUCGGGACCUGCAGUCGAUCAACCCGCGGCGCCUGGGGCAUGGCGCAGGGCCACGUCGUCGACAUCACCUCGCUCGUGGAGCAGCCAUGGGCUCUUGCGCGACGAGAGCAGGAGCACGUCGCGGGCAUCUCCGAGAGGAGUUUGUCGAGUCGCUUUAAAGAGCUGCUCGCCGAGCAGAAGGGAUCCAAAGAAGAGAUGGACAACGUGCUCGAGGAGAUCAAGACGGUGCGUGAUACUGUCAAGGACCAAGUGGGCGAGAGUCUGCAGUCUAUCGCCGCGGCGGCGGAGAAGAUUGCUGCCGACGUGCUCAGCGAGCUCGGCACCUUCCACAACCAGCUGCACACAUCGUACAGGUCUCUGGGCAAAGACUUCAAGACCAUCUUCGACGACCUUGUCACGCACAUCGCCGCCCAGCGCGCCGAGUCCCUGAAGCUGCGGCAGCAACUCGAAAAGGCGACACGGACCAUCGCCGAGCAAAACGCCGCCAACGCCAACCGCAUGCAGGAGGUCAUGGAAGGGGAGCGCAAACAGGCGGCCGUCGACCGAAGGGACCUGCUCACGCAGAUCACGUCCCUGAUCAACGCGCAGGCAGAGGUGCAAGAGUCGCGACUCGCCGACAAGACGGCCGAGCUGCAGAGGAGCAUCCUCGCGUCCAACACUACGCUUGAGAAGGAUGUUGCUGCCUACGGAGAGGGUAUGGACGCGUGGAAUAGCAAGGAAGACGAGCUCCUGGAGACGGUCGCCAACUCGAAGGAAGCCAUGAAGACGAAGCUGAAGGAGUACUGGAACGCCGCCGAAGAACACAGUUCAUCCAUCCAGGGCACCACCAAGUCGGUCAACGCCGAGACGAUGCGCGUGGUGGACGAGCAGCUCGAGAACCUUGACGUGCAGAUGAAAGCCCUGGACGACUUCGUUACCCACGCCCGCGACGAGAAUGCCUCCCACCACGAGAAGCAUGCAGAGUCUGUGCAGAAGCUCUCCGAGACUGUCGGACAGUCAUUCGAAGAGAUCGCAUCGCACUGCGCGACUACGUUCGACCGCGUCCAGGACCUGGGAAGCAAGCUGGCAACGCAGACAGAGGAGGCUAGACAAGGUCUCGCACCCAUCGGGGACGACAUCUGCCAGCCCCUGGCUGCGCUGCGGGACGAGAUAUCGUCCACGGUCAUCCAGGAAUACCAACCUACCGGCGACACCCCUAUGAAGAUGCACUACCAAUUCCCGACCGAUCUGCCCAAGACCAAGGCGCACGAGAAGCUUCUCAACGACCUGCACGGCGUUUCCGCCUCGCCCAGCAAGUCCAGCACCAUCCCUACCGUCUUCGCCGACGAUGAUGACGAGCCCGACCUCCUGGCUUCGUCGCCACGCCAGACGCGGGCCUCGACGAUGCCGUCCAUCUCGGAGCACGCCCCGACGAACCACACCUUCCCGUUCAGCAUGAGCCUCCGCGAGGUGAACCCUAACCUGACGCAAACCAACCUGACGACGGCGGGCUCGUUGCUGUUCGACCCGGCGGCCGGGGCUGCCGCCAUGAAGGAGGCAGCCGCCGCCGCCGCCGCCGACGGUGGCGACGCCGCGACUGGGCUUCUGCCCUUCAAGUACAGCACGUCGCGGCAGCAGAGCAAGAUUGGCCGCAAGACGGUCGCGGGACCGCUCGAGGGGCGGGAGAACGUGCCGCUGCCCGUCGCGGCGUUCUCGCAGAGCCUCGGCCCGAGGAGGAAGAGUCCGAGAUUGAACUGA
Molecule: messenger RNA, 3393 nt
Organism: Verticillium alfalfae VaMs.102
Lineage: Eukaryota; Fungi; Ascomycota; Sordariomycetes; Glomerellales; Plectosphaerellaceae
Product: kinesin-II 85 kDa subunit
Exons: 5
Coding region: 1-3393 (1130 amino acids)
Biological process (GO): mitotic spindle assembly; microtubule-based movement
Cellular component (GO): spindle microtubule; nucleus
Molecular function (GO): plus-end-directed microtubule motor activity; microtubule binding; ATP binding
Source: RefSeq, a predicted model, not a curated record